This is a messenger RNA of Zasmidium cellare ATCC 36951, 1845 nucleotides long. RefSeq lists its product as uncharacterized. Gene Ontology annotation, cellular component: nucleus. The coding region runs from base 1 to 1845 and encodes 614 amino acids. NCBI's taxonomy places the organism in Eukaryota, Fungi, Ascomycota, Dothideomycetes, Mycosphaerellales, Mycosphaerellaceae. The record is from RefSeq and is a predicted model, not a curated record. The transcript has 3 exons.
AUGAAAUGGUUGAGCCUGGCAUACUCGAUUUCUGGACCGGAAGCCUCCCAGAUCAAUGAGCCUUCCAGAGACAAGACCUUAUCGCGGCCGUGGACAAUACCGGCCUUGCGAUCGUUGCAGACAUCGCAAGAUCAGAUGUGCUAUUCAGAGUGUGGCCCCUUGCGAUGCCUGCGUUCGGUCCAAACAGCCUUCGGGACUGUUCAGUGGGCACCAGGCAACGUGGCCGAGAAUGAGUUCUCUCCGACGGGGUUAGAUAUCCAGGCAUCUGGCAUAUUCGAAAUACCAAUCGAGAAUGAUCCCCUUACAAUCUCUGCCUGGGACACACCUGCAUUUCAAGCCUUGCUGGAUGAUGCGGGCGAGGAAAUCACGCAAGACGCUCAGGCUGAUUCUACUUCACCCGCGAGCCAUGAAGCUGCAGAGAACGUCAUAUCUCUAGUAAAUACGACGCAUGCACAAUCCACCACCGUUCUGGGACGCUCAUCUGAAUUCGAUCCAUUUUUGCGCAGAUUCUACAACUUCGAUCAACACGGCAGAUUCUCUUCGCACCUGCGGAGCUUUGAGAUGCCAGGUGAAGGCGCGGGUCCGCUCCUGAUGCUGACUCCUUUUCAGACGAUUAAGCGAAGUUCGAAAGACCUAUUCCCAGACCGCAGUCAGGCGAUUUUGUCCGAGUUGGAGCCCUAUCAUGACCGCCUGUUGGAGCUCUUCAAACGCUUCGUCGGUUCUGCAUAUCCAGCCAUCGACUUUGCCGCUGACUUUGUGAGAACACCUGCUCUGCUAGCCGUCGUUUACGCCCUGGCACUGCCAUGGAGAAGCAAUGACCCCAGCCUGCCAUGGGUUCGUUUUGGGAAAUCGGCCAAGAACACCGCCAUGAGCAAUCCGCCAGAUUUCGAGUCUCUGCUUCGUUUUGCGUGGGAAAGCAUUUGCGAAGAAGUGCAUGGCCCGACAAUGGCGACCCUCCAGGCAUGUCUGCUGUUCAUGGAACGAAAGCUUCCAAAUGCUUUCGUCAGUCAGACCAUCUUUGACUCGACUGUCGCCAACAUGGCGCUUACGGUCGCCCUAUCAUUGGGGUUGAAUCUGGAUAUGUGUCCUUUGAACCUUUCAAGCGAACAGAAUCGAUCUCGCAAGAUGCUUUGGUGGCUAACUCAUAUGCAGAACGUCUGGACUGCUGCCAUCAAUGGCCAGCAUUGUCUUGUCACAAACGUCCGCAAUGAUGUUGAGAUCCUGCAAGACGGCGAUGCAGAAGGGCAAGAAUCCAGUGAUAGCUGGCUGCGCAUGGCUCGCUUCUGUGAGCUUACGUGUAUUCUUGAGAAGAUAUUGGUCUUGAUAAAUGGGAGGCUCUCAGACGAGCAAAUUCCGCGAGUGAACGAACUUCCGACUCAACUUGACGCCUGGAUGGCAAGAGUUGACAAAAUGAGCACUAAUGCCUUUGCCAAUACCGCCGAGCUGCGCGUUGCAUGUGCCUACUGCCGAAUUCUAAUGUCACGCUUCAUGCUCGAAGAAGCGCUGCAUAAGGCGGAAUUCGACCCAAUAUAUCAGCAUGGUCUCGACAUCAUCUCGGCCGGGAUCCUCGCGGAAGUUGAGCGUAUCACGCUUACCGAGAGCGAGUCUUUCUGGUUUCGAUGGUCACGAUCGUACUUCAGCACAGCGGCGGACUACUUCAUCCUUCUACAAGUUCUCGCACCAGAGCAGACAACACAAAAACGGGCAGCCGCAGCAGGUGAUCAAUAUCGACAGUGGCUUUGGCUGCACAGCAAAUCACAUGAGCUGACAAGGAUGGGACUCGCAAGAUAUGAUACUUUGAUGAGUGCGUUCGAGAACGGUCAAUUGAGGAAGAUGUGGACUUAA